Labeo rohita (rohu) is the source of this 1308-nucleotide messenger RNA. RefSeq names its product lymphocyte antigen 6A-2/6E-1-like. Bases 261 to 851 code for a protein of 196 amino acids. Lineage: Eukaryota; Metazoa; Chordata; Actinopteri; Cypriniformes; Cyprinidae. The transcript has 5 exons. The record is from RefSeq and is a predicted model, not a curated record.
AAUGAGUAUGAAAAAAUGAGAGAAAAAGCCAGAAUAUUCAUUUUUGGGUGAACUAUUGCUUGAAGUAUAUCUUAUACAUUUUUUAUAAAGAUUAAUGUACUCUUCAUAUGGUCAUUAAUUGGCAAGUAAAUGUACAUCUACCUGUAUUUUUUUUGUAUUUUAGUUAAACAUUCAUUUCCUCGUCAAGACACACCCCAUCUGAAAAUCUAUAAAGUGAGGACUGAAACAGCCAUGUUAUAUCAUUCACCUCCUGAUCAAAGAUGGAUCUACAAGCCUCAGUUUUUCUUCUGUUCGCUCUUUUCACUGCAGGACACUCUCUCAGCUGUUAUAAGUGCACAAGUGUGUCGGGCUCUUGUCCACAGACGACAUGCUCAGAUGGAGUUACCAGCUGCAUCAGUGCAGCAUUAUAUUUAGUCAACAGUACUAUAGUAACAGCUCAGAGUUGUGCUUUACCAAUUGGAUGUCCAAGUGGAUCCAUCAACCUAGGCAUCGCAAAGAUUGCUUCUUCCUGCUGUAACACAGAUCUCUGUAACUCCCAAAAUGCUGCAGAUCCCGCUGUUGUCCCCAAUGGAAAGUCAUGUUACUAUUGUGAUGGACAGAGCUGCUCAAACAAACUGAGCUGCUCAGGGAGUGAAGACCGCUGCAUUAAAGCAACAGGGAAUUUCGGAAGCCAGAAUAUGGUUGUAAAAGGCUGUGUCUCUAAAUCCGUUUGUGAUUAUGUCUCAGUACUGAAUUCAUAUGUUGAUAGCGUCUCAUGCUGUGAGGGGAACCUGUGUAACGGAGCUAAGAGUGUCACUCAGAGCUUCCUGUUCCUCUGCUGUUCUCUGCUCUCCUUCAUCCUGCUGCACUGAAUCCAGCAGCUCUUCACAUUCUACAAUGAGACACACUGUACUGAAUAUGCGGCUUGCAUCAUCUCUACUACCUUUAACUUGGUGCGAUGAAUUUAAAAAGAUAUACAAAAUCUGAUUACUGGUAAUUGAAAUACAUUUUUCUGGUCUACACAAUAUUAAUGUAUUAAAAUGAAUUACUUUAUAUUCACUGAAUAUUUACUCAACUCAUUCCGGUCAGAAACUGCAUAAAGACGUUUCACUUAAUGCAUCUGUGAUAGCAGAUCUUCUCAUUACAAUAACUUUGCAGCUUUAUGUAUUUUGCUAUAUUGGUAAAUUCUUUGUUUAAUGUGUAUUUAUUCUGAUAUGAAGAAGGUAAAGGUGAUAAAUCUGUAACUCAGGGCUCACAAUGUCUUAACCAUGCAAUGCAGACUUUCUCAUUGUGCUCUAUACCCAUAUAUUUUGUUUGCUUAAAAUAAAA